Messenger RNA from Annulohypoxylon truncatum, 1854 nucleotides. RefSeq names its product WD40 repeat-like protein. Gene Ontology annotation, cellular component: anaphase-promoting complex. The coding region runs from base 1 to 1854 and encodes 617 amino acids. The transcript is spliced from 5 exons. NCBI's taxonomy places the organism in Eukaryota, Fungi, Ascomycota, Sordariomycetes, Xylariales, Hypoxylaceae. Gene Ontology annotation, biological process: anaphase-promoting complex-dependent catabolic process; positive regulation of anaphase-promoting complex-dependent catabolic process; positive regulation of ubiquitin protein ligase activity. The record is from RefSeq and is a predicted model, not a curated record. Gene Ontology annotation, molecular function: protein binding; anaphase-promoting complex binding; ubiquitin ligase activator activity.
AUGCCUAUCGCGUCACCCGACCGAUUUGUGCCCUUCCGCGUACCGCUUGGGGACCGCUUCCGAUCCACCAAGCAAGUCCACGAGCUGUCACCUUCUGAACGGCUGUAUCGCACGGACGACGCGGCUUCUGACGUAUUUUGCUUCAUGCCAAAGCGGCCUACGCCGGUUUCGUCUCGGAAAGCAUCUCGAUCCGACGGUAACCAACGAGGUCUCGGCACAGUUCUCAGUUUGCACAGCCUUAGCUUAGAGCAGCGACAGGUCAGCAACGGUGCCGUCUGGUCGGUAGGAGGACUUGCCCCCGGCGGAAUUGACGACGGGCAAGGCCGCCGCGUGAGCUCCGGCACGAACGCCCGUCUCUAUGCUACGUCAUUUUCGAACGCGCGGCCAAAGUCGGAAGAAGACCAGGAAAAGCACGAGGGUCGGCUCGCUCUGGCGUUAAAAAUUGAUCGUGUUCAAAGAAUACUAGAUUUCGACGGAUAUUCAACGUUCCCAAGUUGCAAGCACAAGAAGAGGCCGUCUCUACGAGAAGCCAAGACGACAUGGACGGGAAGUGAGUGGAGCAACGACUGUCAUGUACCGAAAAUCCGCAAAGAAGAACGUUGUCUUCCCAAUGCACCUUUCAAGGUCCUGGACGCCCCAGGCCUGCGAGAUGACUUCUAUUGCUCAAUCAUGGCUUAUUCUCGAACGUGUAACACCUUAGCCGUAGGACUAGGCAAUCUGCUCUACGGAUGGUCAGAAUCCUCGGGCGUCACGCUACUAAACGCGGGACUCAAGGACGGGUCGUGGCUGACUUCGGUGGCGUUCUCUUCGGAACAGGGCGGUAAGUCGAUACUUGCAUUUGGUCGAUCGAGCGGGCUCCUCUCUUUGGUAUCGCUCUUCGAUAGUCUGCUCCCCCGCUUCGAGGCAUAUCACCCUGAACCGAUAGCUUGCCUCUCCUGGCGUCCGGCCGCCACGCCGCGACCGUCUCUGAGCAAGUGUAAUCCCGGUGUCCUAGUCAAGACGGAAGACCUUCUCGUGGGCGAUGACAUGGGCGACGAGGUGGCCCGGGAAAAUUGGCGCGGUGCCAUGACUUUGCUCGCUCGCAUUAAAGUCCAUUCUCAACAGAUAUGCGGCCUCGCGUGGUCCCUCGACGGUGAACAGUUCGCCACCGGGGGCAACGACAAUCUGUGCUGUCUCUUUAAUGUCGACUGCGUUACCGACGCAGCGCCUUGCCUAAGUCUCAGUUUCCCAAAGGUACCAUUGGUCAGUCUUCCUUAUGGCGGAAAGGGGCCUCUCUUACCAUAUGACGCGAAUGCGGGAGACGGUGCCUCGGUUUCGUCUCCGGUCGUCUUCGACUGUCCCAGUCCGCUAUCUGCCAUGAAAUACUUACCAGCCGGGUCGGAGAAGCACCGAUGGCGCCACGGAGCGGCUGUCAAAGCCAUCGCGUUCUGUCCGUGGCAUCAAGGGCUAAUAGCCACGGGCGGAGGAUCUAACGACAAAUGCAUCCACUUCUAUCACACGAAUUCGGGCGCCGCUCUCGCCACCAUCUCGGUAGCUGCGCAGGUGACGUCUCUCAUAUGGAGCACGACUCGCCGGGAGAUCGCGGCAACUUUCGGAUACGCGCAGCCCGACCACCCGUACCGCAUCGCCGUGUUCAGCUGGCCUGACUGCCGGCAGGUCGCCGCCGAGAGGCUGAAGAGUCGCACUGCGGAAGAGGGUUGCAUCAUCGUGGCGAGUAGCGAUGAAAGUGUGAAAUUCCACGAGGUCUGGGCGGCGGGUCGCAAAGCAACUACGUUUGGGAGCGGUGUCUUAGCUAGGAGCGACAUCUUGGAGAUGGGAGAGGGAAUUGACAAAGAGGGUGACGUGAUUCGGUGA